This is a messenger RNA of Fusarium pseudograminearum CS3096, 981 nucleotides long. RefSeq lists its product as uncharacterized. Gene Ontology annotation, cellular component: cytosol. Gene Ontology annotation, molecular function: hydroxypyruvate reductase [NAD(P)H] activity; NAD binding; glyoxylate reductase (NADPH) activity. The record is from RefSeq and is a predicted model, not a curated record. Lineage: Eukaryota; Fungi; Ascomycota; Sordariomycetes; Hypocreales; Nectriaceae. The transcript has a single exon. The coding region runs from base 1 to 981 and encodes 326 amino acids.
AUGGCACCAGGCAUCAUAGAAAGAGCUCUUCCAGACAGUCUGUCUGCAGCCUCUGGGAAGCCCACUGUCUACCUCCUUGACACAUUCCAUCCCCAAGUCCUCGCCUAUGUCAAAGAAAACUUUGAUGCCAUCACGACAGAUGACCCUCGUCACAGCCAAUGGCGACAAGAGGCACGAUACCUUCUUGUUAGAUCGUCUCGUUUGACGGCACAAGACAUCAAAUCCUGUCCCAACCUGGUGGCGCUUGGCAAACAAGGAGUCGGGUUAGACAAGAUAGAUGUCGAUGCUUGCGCUAGCCGUGGCAUCAAAAUUUUCAAUACGCCUGGCGUCAAUGCGCGAGCAGUCGCUGAGCUUGUUUUGACUCUUGCCACUGCUUCUGCCCGCCAAGUUGGAUCUAUCAUCGCAAAGCAAUCAUCCGGUAUCCUUGUCCCAAAGGAGAAAUGCUCUGGUUUGAUCCUUCAUGAAAAGACCGUGGGCAUCCUGGGAAUGGGUAACAUCGGCAAAUGUGUCGCCAAGAUCUUCAGAGGUGCUUUUGACGCAAAUGUCAUUGCAUACGAUCCUUUUCUUCCUGCAGAUGCCUGGGACGAUAUUCCUCACAAACGCGCUACUUCAGUCGAGGAGGUCUUGAGGUCAUCCGAUGUCAUCACAGUGCAUAUGCCAUUGACCCCAGAGACAAGGAAUCUCAUCAAUUAUGAUCAAAUGAAGAAGAUGAAGAAGACCGCCAUUAUCAUCAACACUGCACGAGGCGGCAUCGUUAACGAGGAUGAUCUCCAGCAAGCGUUGUCAGAGAGUCUGAUAUGGGGAGCAGGGCUAGACUGCCAUACGGAGGAACCGCCCAGUUAUGAGAACUACAGAGGUCUUUGGGAGACCGGAAAGGUUGUCAGCACGCCUCAUAUUGGAGCUGCCACAGCCGAGACACAAAUGCAAACAGGCAUGGCAGCGGCGAGAUAUCUGUUAGAAUUCGCAUUGGAGAAUGUGUAG